Molecule: messenger RNA, 4766 nt
Organism: Chelmon rostratus (copperband butterflyfish)
Lineage: Eukaryota; Metazoa; Chordata; Actinopteri; Chaetodontiformes; Chaetodontidae
Gene: primpol
Product: primase and polymerase (DNA-directed)
Exons: 14
Coding region: 286-1911 (541 amino acids)
Biological process (GO): replication fork processing; error-prone translesion synthesis; mitochondrial DNA replication
Cellular component (GO): mitochondrial matrix; nucleus
Molecular function (GO): DNA-directed DNA polymerase activity; chromatin binding
Source: RefSeq, a predicted model, not a curated record
GAAGUUUGUGUUUUUAUUUCUGCUACGAACAGUUUUCACCGAGUGACAAGAUGCUGAGUGGAUUAUUGACACGAACACAAUGCCACCGUAACUAAGAUAUCGGACUGUGUUACCGCUAAACCUUAACUAAAGGUUGAAGGAGGACCGAACGCAAGCGUCCACUCUGCUGAAGUGUCUUUGAGCAAGUCUAAUUACCGUAGCUGACCUCUGACCUUGAGUCGGAUGUGGACAAAUGAUGAACAAGUAAUCAAGGGUCAUAUAUAAGUGGUGAAUAAGCACUUAAGAAUGAGCAAGUGGGGAGACAGACUGAAGAAGGUUGAGCAGCUCGCUCAGUCAUUCCAGCUGAAUCCUCUGGCCUCGCGCUACAAACCUCGACUGUGGCCGUGCCAACCCUCCUCCGUCUGGAAACUCUUCCCUCGUCAAAGUAUGGCUAUGACCUUCGCUCAGAGCUGCAGAGAGACUGUCCAUGUUUUUGCACUUGAAAAAGAAAAGGCGGCCCUGGGUCAAAGGAUCUACCUUGUUACCAGUUACAGUGAGCUGUGGCAUUAUUACAGGGUUUACACACAGACCUUGAUGCACUGCUAUGAGGUGAUACCAGAAGGUGCUAUUUGUAAGCUUUACUUUGACUUGGAGUUCCACAAGCCAUCGAACAAAGGAGCCGAUGGGAAAGAUAUGGUGUCCUCACUUAUCCAGUAUGUUUGUGACAAGCUGAUGGAAGUUUAUGGGAUCGAGUGCUCCACAAACAAUGUCCUCAACCUGGACUCCAGCACAGAAGAGAAAUUCAGCCGACAUCUGAUCUUUAAUCUCCAAAGUGUGGCUUUCAAAGACAACAUACAUGUGGGGAGGUUUAUCCAUGCAAUUCUGCAGCCGCUCCUGCACACACCCACAGGUGGAAGUUGCCUGGAUGUUGGAAGGACUUCAGUGGCAGAAAACAUUGAAAGAUGCAGAUCACAUGCUGCUUCUGUGGGGACGCCUGCAAAGACGGCUGACAUGGCGGAGAGUCCAAAGACAAAGAGGCGCAAGCUGGAAGAGAAAGACCUGACCUUCCUCCAGGUGAAGAACAAGGACGGCCGAGGCGGUCUCUUCGUUGAUCUUGGUGUUUACACCAAGAACAGAAAUUUCCGCCUUUACAAGUCAUCAAAAGUGGGAAAGAACGCCGCGUUCACGGUGGCGGACGACAACAAGUUCAUCGCCAAACCUGAGAAGGGAAUUUCUGUGGAGGAAAGUGUCUUCUUGGCUUCCUUAGUCUGUAAUUUGAGUUUCACAGGUCAGAGAAUUCUGACAUGGGACGUCCCAGAAACCAAGGACGCCAAAACCUCAAGACCUCUUUACCAGCCGGGAUCAGACAUUAAUCCAGAUUCACUUUCUGGCUGCCUGUCGUCUCCUCAUCAGGAAGUGGACCGCUUUGUGUUAACUGUGGUUAGAAAAGAUGGCGUACACGGAGCCAUCAGACGAUGGAACUACUUCGCUGCUGAUCAACUGCUCGUCUACGACAUCGCAAAGUACCGCUGGUGUGAAAACGUGGAAAGGUUUCAUAAAAGCAACAACAUCAUGAUCGUUGUGGAUCUCAAAGAGGAAGUCUGGUACCAGAAGUGUCACGACCCCGAAUGCAAGAACUUCAGGUCCUCAAGUCACCCACUGCCCCCAGAGAUCUGUGUCAGCUACAUCAUGACCCUGGAUGAUGAAGACCAGGCUUACUUAAUGGACGACGCCGGCAACAUUGAACCCAGCCAGGCGCCGAACCGGGUCCCGCAGAGCGCGGCGUCUCGAGAGGGGGGAUCCGCUGACGUGUGGGGAGACGGCCGGGACGACCAGGACUUCUUACAGAGCCUGGACGACUUUGAACAACACACCGAGGACAUCUCUGAUCAGCUCCUGCUCAAAUGUAUGGCAGACUUUGAUUCCCAGUAGACAUGAGAUUCACUUUAAGACCCCUGUUAGCACAUUUAAAUCCAGGAUACAUGGAUUAAUGCACUUCAUGGACAGUUUUAGCAGAAGAAAUGAGGUUUCUAGCUACCAAAACGUCUAGAAGUCACGGAUGCCCUUUUCUAGAUCCUUUAGAAAUAUGUUUCCCGUUUUAAGAGACAGAAACUAAAUAUCAGUUUUGGAAGAAAGUGUUUAUUUGGUACAGUAGAUAUUAAAGCUACUGCACUUCAAACUCCAGCACAAACAAGUACAAUAUGGCUUGAACUGUCAAGGAGGCCCCAACAGAAGUAGAUGUGUGCAAUGAUCAUAAUUCAGACUGAUGCCUUCAUGGACCAUCAGUCAAAGUUCAUGCUGAACAGGAUGUGGAAUUAAUGUAGAAAAAACUGUCUCCUCCAGAUAUUCACCCUGAAGGCUCGUGUAUUAUACAAAUGACAGUUUGCAGCUUCAUCCUGCAACAAAAUGUGAAAAUCUAAAAGUGUGAGCUACAUGUACAGCAGAGUAACGUUCGUCAUGCACGUUACAGGAAAACAAAAACAACCAAAAAAGGCACAAAAAGUCCGUCAAGCAACAAUAUUCCCGACUCAGCUGUGCAUUAAAGCAGGUUCAUCAGUUCUUCAUCCUAAAGCACCGAGCGAUGUGGGAAUGCAGGAAAUCAGCAGCUCUACUCUGCAUACAAAAAGACUGAGCAGAUACUAUUUACAGCUUCAACGAUUACAUUCAAUAUCACCUUAAAUAGAAAUAACCAAAACAUUAAAUAGUCUGGCACAUAAAUAUUCAGUAUUUGUCACGGUUGUAAAAGCAUAAGAUUUCUUUUUUCUGCAGCUCCCAAGAAUAAAAAAAAAAUAGAAAUAUUUUGAGGGCCGGACCUUUCUGACAGGACGAGGUCAGAUUUAAUGGCAGUUAAAGCUCAAUCGAGUCACGUUUCCCUUAAUUAUACGAGCGAAACCGCGAUUUUCCGAGCUAAUUAAACUGAUAGCUAAAUGAUUGUCGCCUUCCCGGCAGUGCCCCCCCGUCCCCGUCCCCGUCCCAGUUUACAUCUUAAUGUUGGCGUAGAGUUCAUCGAUUUGCUGCCUGAAGCGGCUGCGGAGCUCGGCCCUCUUGGCCUUCAGGGUGGGGGUCAGCAGGCCGUUCUGGACUGAAAACAUCUCGGGAUGUAAGGUGAUAUCUCGCACCUGCCGACAACAACAGAGCGAAAGAUGAAGGAUUAACACAGAGCGAAACAGUUAUCUUCUGUUACUGAUUGAUCUGCUGGUUAUUCUCUGGAUUAAUCGUUUGGUUUAUGAACAUAAACAUCGUGAAAAACGUCUGUCACAGGUUUCUGAAGCUGAUCUGUCUUCAAAUUGCUUGUUUGUCCAAAAGCAGCACAUUAUCAUAAAUGAUAAGAUGUAACUUUGGUACUUAAACAGCUAAUUGUUUAUCAAAGUAUUUGGUGAUUCUAAUCAAUGAAAUCGAUUAAUCGUUUUAGGUCUGGUUAGAAGAGGAGAAACACAAAAUGAUGACUGAAUCAGAGUCGCGUUGAAAGAAGUUUCUGUUGCUCAAAUGAAUGAAAAAUGCAGAUUGUUGAGGAUGAAGUCAAACAUGGCAACCGUCACCUGCUCAAAAGACUUGAGUCCGGCGUCUCUGCCCAGCCUCAGGAUGUCCUCCAGAAUGGCACUUUUCACGUCCUGAAAACAGGCAGAGAUGUUAGCACGCGCAGCAGGCGGCGCUGAACGUCCGGGCCGCUGACAGCGACGACUCUCACCUUGUUAUUGCACAGUUCAGAGUAGGACCCUUCAAUCCCCUUUUUCUUGAUCCAGAUCGGUAAAAAGUCUGGAUCAGGUACCACGACCCCCACGAGGCACGCCUGACACACAGCGACACACAGAUUGUACCAGACUGUAGAUUAUUCUGAGGAGAAUAUCUCACACUCACGCAGUGUCACAUUGAUGGCUCACCUGUAAGCUGUCGCCGUGAACGAAUAUCUGGGCCACUGGAUCGCUGAGGUUGUAGAUGGUCUCUAUCUUCUCGGGGGCGAUGUAUUCUCCCUGUGCCAGCUUGAAGAUGUGCUUCUUUCUGUCGGUGAUCUUCAGCGUGCCGUUCUGCCACAAACCAGGAGAGAAACGCGCCUCGAAAGUUAAUGUUAAUCUGAUGUUCUGCUAGAUUUCAACACAUCCAGGCACAAUAAUCACAGAUCAGUCGUGCCCCCCCAGCCUGGGCUGCUUACAGGAAGCCAUUUCCCAAUGUCUCCCGUGUGCAGCCAUCCAUCCUGGUCGAUCGCCUCUGCGGUUUUCUCCGGGUCUUUCAGGUAUCCCUGGAAUACGUUUGGUCCUUUGACACACACCUCGAGAGGGGGGGACGAUAACAACAGGUGAAAAACCACAUUAACACAAGCACAAUGUGACUGUAAACACACUGAAAUGUCUCUACGGCUACUGGAUGGAGAGUCAGCCCCCCUGACUUUUCCUCCAGUGCCUCCAUGAGGUGUAAAAAUGUGUCUAAUGUUUAGUGCUAAUUAGCAAACGUUAGCUUGUUAACAUGCAGAACUAAGAAGCAAACAUCUGCUGUGCUACAGCUACUAGCAUGGCUGUAGACUCUUAUUCAGACUUAAUUAUUUCAUGUGUUAAUUGUGUUUAUCAGGAUUUAAUUUCAUGCACUAAUAAGAAGUUUAUUGUGCAGUUUUUCCUCAUUUGUUUAAUUAUUUUCAUUAAUUCUGUCUGGAAGAAAAAUAGAAAAUGCAGAUACUGAGCUGUUUUAAAGAAAAAGCUGCACCAGCUGUAACAGUACACCUCUUUUUUUAUGUGCUUUUAAUAGUUUUCUGCCUGUGUUUGAUCUCUUCAGGUCUCUGUUUAAGUCAAAUUAAA